UCCCUCGCUGACAGCUGCUUUGUGUCCACAGUCCCCAAGAUGCUGGCAAACAUAUGGACCCAGAAUCAGGUUAUCUCAUAUGCAGGGUGUCUAUCACAACUGUAUUUUUUCAUGCUGUUUGUGAUGCUGGAGGCAUGCCUCUUGGUUGUCAUGGCCUACGACCGCUAUGUGGCCAUAUGCCACCCACUCCAUUACAUCAUGGUCAUGAGACCUGAGCUCUGUGUCCUCCUGGUGUCAGCAUCCUGGAUCAUGAAUGCCCUCCACUCUCUCCUACACACACUCCUAAUGAACAACCUAUCCUUCUGUGCAAACCACGAGAUCCCACACUUCUUCUGUGACAUCAACCCCUUUCUGAGUCUGUCCUGCACAGACCCCUUCAUCAAUGAGCUGGUGAUCUUCACCAUUGGGGGUCUUGUGGGCCUGGUUUGUGUGCUUUGCCUGACUAUCUCUUAUGCAUACAUUUUCUCAACCAUCCUGAAGAUCCCUUCGGUUCAGGGAAAGCGAAAAGCCUUUUCCACCUGCAGCUCUCAUCUCUCUGUGGUCUCUCUAUUCUUUGGAACUUCCUUUUGUGUUUAUUUCAGUCCACCUUCAACCCGCUCAGCAGAGACAGACACAGUUGCAUCAGUGAUGUACACAGUAGUAACCCCCAUGCUAAAUCCCUUUAUCUAUAGUUUGCGGAACAGAGACAUCAAAUCUUCCCUGAGAAAGCUAAUUCGGGUUAGGAAAAUUCAUUUCCAUUAGUGGUAGUGACUUCACAACCAGUAUGGGGGUUUCCAACUAAUUGCAUCCACCACAUUAAGUAGUGAAGAAUGAGAAAGGGAGAAACCAUGGAGACCUCACUUCCAGGACCUGUGAUCUAAACUUGAAAAAUUCAUGCCUGAGCACCAGGACUACAUCAGAACAACCCCAUCAUCAAGUCAACAUAAUUAGAUUAAGUCCUUAUGAUAAUAAUGUUCUAAAAUCAUAGCCAUCCAAAUUUAUCACAUAAUAAAGGAUGUGCUUGAAUACUUUUGAAACAACACGGGGCAGCUCAUGACCAAAAUAAGGGGAUAUCUGGUUGUGCUGUUGUAUGUGGCCAAGAGUAAACUCCAGGGAAAGAUAACUUUCCCCACCAUCACAGUCACCUUGGUGACUUGGAUCCCCACCCAUAGUGUUUUUGACACUGGACUCCCCAUGUCUGUAAAGCCCCCAAGCUGAAAGAAUAGAAACUAGGACUGGAAAGGGUUUGGUGAGGGUGGAGUCUUAUGUAGAGCUCCUGCAAUAUUUGACCAGGCAUCCAAGAUCUACAUUCCUCCUGCAACCUUAAAUUUCACAUGAAAACUUCAUUUUUAUCUCUGGGACAAAUUUUUCCAAGUCAGUUUCAUCUUUGCAGUCCCAGUGGUUCCACUUGGCAUAGCACCUGGCACUGCUAAUAUGUGCUAAAUCCCACUGGCACGGUUGCAAUCAUGUUAGGAGCCAGGAAAGAGUGAUUUUAUAGACACUUCAUAAUCUCCUACCUGAAUGAUUGAAACUCCCUCCUAGAUGGUCUUCAGUCCCCAGUCUCUCCCUGUUCAGCCAUUCUCCUCACCAUGAUCAUAUUAAUUUUCAUAGAAAAUGGUUAUAUCACCAUCACCACUACCCUAUCAAAAAUCUCCAGAGGUUUAAUCCACCUAC
Molecule: messenger RNA, 1653 nt
Organism: Equus caballus (horse)
Lineage: Eukaryota; Metazoa; Chordata; Mammalia; Perissodactyla; Equidae
Source: RefSeq, a predicted model, not a curated record